Messenger RNA from Colletotrichum truncatum, 2190 nucleotides. Its product is annotated as zinc knuckle like protein. Gene Ontology annotation, molecular function: nucleic acid binding; zinc ion binding. Lineage: Eukaryota; Fungi; Ascomycota; Sordariomycetes; Glomerellales; Glomerellaceae. The record is from RefSeq and is a predicted model, not a curated record.
AUGGCGGAUCACGCGCCAGGGAUGGGGCCAGCUACGAAAGAGCCCAGCUGCAUUAACUGUGGCGGUUUGGGACACUGGGCCGUAGCAUGCCCUGAGCCUGUGAGGGCAAAGCCAGCCGGAUUAUCCCGGAAGAACACCUCCAACGGCUCUGACUAUGGGCGAGGUGGCGAUAACCAACACGGCGGUCGAAGAUCCGGUCCGGUUGUGACAAAGUAUCCCGCUCCGCCCGGCGGCAACCCGAUCGUCACUCGAUACGCCCCGCCGCCGAGCCAGGCCCAUGCCCCUCCGUAUCCCGGCCCCCCGCAACCCUACCCGGCUUAUCCACCACCUCCGAGUGGCUAUGCCCCUCCCCCACCCCCGAGCAACUACCCCAGCUACCCUCAUUUUUCAUCGCCGCCGCCGCCGCCACCACCGAGCUCCUACCCACCACCACCGGGCCCUCCCGGACCCCCGGGACCCCCAGGCCCUCCUCCCCCUUAUCAUUAUCCACCCCCUGGGCAGUAUGCUGGCCCUCCGCCAGGCCCGCCAGGUCCUCCAGGACCACCGCCCCCUACCUACCCACCUCACUAUCCUCCUGCCCCCUCGUACCCCCCUUCGUACUCUCCUCCCGGAUACCAGUCCAGCCCUCCUCCUCCACCCCCUGGCGGCCCCUAUCCUCCACCCGGUGUAAGCUACCCUCCGUCGACCUAUGCCCCCCCGCCAUCACAGCCGCCAUAUGGAUCUCAGCCACCCCCACCUCCUCCCUCUUACCCUCAACCGUACGGGCACUCUGGUCCAAGACAUGGGCCAUCGCCACCGCUACCGACUCCUCCUCGUCCACUACCACCACCGAUCCAUGGAUUGCCUCCCAUACCCCCUCAACCCCAAUCAAACCAACACUCCCGAGACCGGAACAAUCGCCAUCGUCAAGGGCAAAACAACCGUCAUGAUCGUAAUCGUCGGCAAAAGCAUGGCAAGCAGCAAAAACGAGACUCGUCGCAACCUCGACCGAAGCCCGGUAGCAAAGAGAACUCCAGCACCCCUGCAAAACCAGACUCUACGCCGAAAGUUGUAGAAGCGGCGCCGGUCACGAGUGGCACGCCUGAGAGUCGGCAUGCCCCUACUGUUUCGGAGCAUGGCGUCGACGAGGAAGACGACUUGAAGUGGGAAGAGGAAAUGAUAUUCCAAGAUCCGCCCAAAACCCACCAGCCAGAUCCGAUCGCCAAACCCCUGCCAAGCCCUGAGGACUACCAUGAUAAUAUUAUGCUGCCUCCGGCAUGGGACGCCGCAUGUAUUCUAUCCGAGUUCGUGAACAUGGAUAAUUUCGAAGAGUACUCCCGCCCCAUACGCGAGACUGAGUACUUUACCGCCUUGAAACACGACCCAGCCUUCUGGACACCCGCACAGGAUUCAGUAACCGCUAAACAACAGCCUGAGAUUAGGGAAAAGCCUAGCACUUUCAAGUCUCUGCGCCUUCCUGGAUUCCCCUCUCUGCCGCCUCGGCCGCCGACUCCGGAGAACCGCAAUUAUCAACCCAUCACCAGCCGCAAACGCGCAUGGGAUGAUUCUUCACACAAGCAGCCCCGAGACCGUGGCAAUCAGGAGGGCGAGUGGAAAGAAAAUCGACACAAAAGACAGAAAGGAGAGCUGCACAAGGGUUACGAUAGCUCAUCUCCUCACAACCGACGAGGCAAAGAAGAAGCUAGGCCGAUUGAUCGGCAUCGGACGCAAAAGUCAGACCGCGCUGAUUACGAUCCAUCCGACACACUUCUCAAGUCAUUGGAUGACAGCCGGGAGAGCGGCUCUUCCAUGCGUGAAAGGGAGGGAUAUGUUGAUCGCCAAGACUCUGGGUACUACAGCUCACGUCAAGUACGACGACAAGAUUCCUCAAACAGCAUCCACGACAGGGGGCGAGCGUCUCCUCCACCUACGGGAACGCCGCCUACUGAUCGGCACCAGAGCAGACGAGGCUCUCAUCAUUCAUGGCGCCGCGGGUCUCACAGUAGUCAUCCCGACUCGCGCCCAGCCUCAAGACAGUCCAUGGCUUCAUACGCCUCACACGGCAGCGAAGGCUCAGAGUUGUCAGACUUGGAGGCCGAGCUCCUGGGGAUAUCCACGAAAUCAAAAGGUGGUAAAGAGAGUAACACUGGUGCCGCGAAAUUCCGCAAGCGUGCACCCAAGGUCGACUCGGCAUACAGUCGUCGGUGGUAA